This is a messenger RNA of Wallemia mellicola CBS 633.66, 1802 nucleotides long. RefSeq names its product DUF605-domain-containing protein. Bases 1 to 975 code for a protein of 324 amino acids. The transcript has 6 exons. NCBI's taxonomy places the organism in Eukaryota, Fungi, Basidiomycota, Wallemiomycetes, Wallemiales, Wallemiaceae. Gene Ontology annotation, cellular component: multivesicular body. Gene Ontology annotation, biological process: late endosome to vacuole transport via multivesicular body sorting pathway. The record is from RefSeq and is a predicted model, not a curated record.
AUGAAAACUAUACCACAGGAACUAAAAAAUUUGGAACCAUUCCUAGCGAGAGCGAGAGAAUUAAAGGAUGUAGAGCCUGCAAUUUCCUAUUGGUGCAAGUUCUACGUUCUCCAGAACGCACUGGACAAGAAACCGGGGAAGCAUUGUGAGGAGUUUCUCCUGAAUUUGAUGGGCGAACUUGAGGAAUCCAAGUCACAGCUUUCUGGAAAUGACGACCUGAAGGAUCUGGUCAUAGACGAAGACGCCGCGAAUGCCUACAUAGAGAAUUUCGCACUCCGUGUAUUCAUAAAAGCUGACGAUCUAGACAGAGCUGGCACACUCAACAAGACUGUAGCACAGACAUUCUUAGCAUCCAGCUACUUCCUAUCCCUCCUCACCCUCUUCAAAAACCCACCGGGUGAUCUGCAGCAGAAAAUAAAGUAUGCACGUUUUAAAACAACUCAAAUUAUGAAUUCACUAAAAAACCCUCCGCCACCCGCUUCUGCAUCCCCGAGAGCUAGUACUUCUGCACUAACGUCACCACAGCUAGGCACAGCUGGAUUAUCGAAUGCACCUUCACCUAAAGCAGCUAUUUCAGGUUUACCUAGUGUGCCCUCCCCGAAGGUUGGUUCAGUUGGGUUGCCAAGCGUACCUUCUCCAAAAAUAGGUACUGCUGGCCUACCACCACAUAUGGCAUCACCGAAACCAUCCCCAAAACACGGCACAGUUGGUUUACCAUCACCUAAGCAAUCACCACAUCCUUCUUUGCCUUCCUCACCGCGUUUUCGCUCAAAUUCGAGCUUAUCUCAGCACUUACCAUCACCAAAAGCUAUGACAAGUAUGUUACCAACGGAGGAACCUCAAGGUAUCGAUCCAACCAUCGUUAUUAAAGCACAAAAGCAUGCAAAAUGGGCAAUUUCAGCAUUAAAUUAUGAGGAUAAAGAUACAGCUAUAAAUCAAUUACAAUUAGCAUUAGAAAGUUUGACCGGCACAUAAUUUUAUGCUGGUAAUUCACCGCCUAAAUUCAAAUAAACAGAUUCCCUUAAUCCUUUCCAAACUGACUUUUUAAUUCUAGUAGUCUCAGCAAUGAUAGACCUUAACUCAUUCAUACGUUCAAUAUAUUCGCGACUAUCUGCCAAAGCUUCAUGCAGUGAUUCAAUAUGUCUUUGAGCUUGUACUUUUUGUUCUUCGACGGUCAGAUGUAUAUCUUGAACCUCCUUGCCGUUGUUAGUUGGUAAAUCAACUCCAGUAUUCGAGAUAAACAGUUCAUUUAUAUGAUUAGUAGUGUUGCGUGUGUCAUAGAUAUUUGAUAAUGCUCUACCAAUUGAUUUUGUAAUUUCCUUCUCGUUUUCAACUACGUCAGCUGAUCUAUGUUCAAAUUCAGAUAACCUUGGACAAGUGAUAGAAGAUUUAAUAUGAGGUGACUGUACAGCAUCGACCAAUCUUUGAGGUUGUGGUAUAACAUCAUACCAUGAAGGUUCAUCUAACUCAAUGGAAACUGAAUCGCUAUCAUCUGAAUCGUACUCAAGCUCAAUCUCAUCUGGAAUGAACCUAGAGAGGCGCUUUUUAACUUGAUCUCUGUGUGCUCUAUCCAUUUCUAGACUUCGGGAGCUAGGAUUCCAUCUAGAGAUCUUACCCUUCCUAUUAAGGCUAUUGGAGAGUGAUAGCUUUCUACCGCGAUUACCGCGUGGGUUUUUAGCGGUUUGUUGAUUACCCGCUACUUCAUUCUUGAGUAUAACGGAGGAGGUUGAUGGACCAGCUGCAUACCAUUGAGGUUGGUCGUUAGAAGGUAGAGAUCUAAAAUAAGAUUGUACAGAAGUCAG